AUGUCUCCCAAGACCCCAAAGAAGCGAAGUGUGUCGUGGAGCGACGGCUCGCGACCUGCGCCUGAACAGGCGGCCGACGCGCAGACCUCUCCUCUGACGAAAAUUCCGUCUCCAGCUCGCUUUAUGCUUGUUGUCCUGAGCAGUCUCGUUCUGAGCUCGGCCCUGUUCACAUUAACUUCUAGCUUCACAGUGGGCGACCUCGGGCUUAUCAGCAAACACCUGGAGGAAUGGUGGGAAGUGGGGGGCUUGAUAGGCUGGAGGGCCGUCGAAGUUGGGUUGGCUUGGGUGUUAGGAUUUGAUGGCCGCGAUGUGGCAUCGUUCCUAUUCCUGACCCACCUGCCCACCUACUCUCUCCUGUCAUUCUUCUACGGCAUCCGCCCAACUUCAGCGCUGGCCGCCUUUGGGACUACAAUUGCCUCAACGGCAAUUCCAUUUGCCCUCCUGCGCCGGCCCUCGUCCGUCCAUGAUCUUUCGCAUGCGCCGGCCGGUGCGAUCCCCAAUCGAGCUAUUUUGCAGGAUAAAAUUACCACUGUUUUCACCACGCUUAUGGCUGCUUCGGUCUUUAGUGUGGUGCUGUACGCCAGUUAUGCGACCUGGCUGCCUGCGCGAUUGGUUGUGCACUUCGAGGGUCUCCCGGAUAUCAGCGCCGCGCAUGCCGGUCCUGCUGGCUUGCCUGUGCUUUUCAUGACACUCAUUCCUGCUGGCUGGGCUGCGCGUGACUUCUUGUUUGUCAGCUCCACUGGCUAUUCUGCCAAUGCCGAGCAGUCUUCGAGCUGUGAGGGCGAAUACUUGAUCGCGGUCGUUUAUCGCGCCACUUGGGGCAAGCUGUCGACUAAGACGAGGGUCCUCAUCUCUCGGUCCUUUGUUCUCGCCAUUGGUAUCUUGCUCAACACGAUCGUUCAAGUGGCGGGCACGAUUCGUGAUGUCUCUCUUGAAGGAGCCGCUACGUGGGGAGCAGUCUGGGCAACUGCAGCGCUGAUUACAGGCGCAACCUUUGGUUGGAUUGAAGCCGUUGAUGGUGUAUGA
Molecule: messenger RNA, 1026 nt
Organism: Penicillium soppii
Lineage: Eukaryota; Fungi; Ascomycota; Eurotiomycetes; Eurotiales; Aspergillaceae
Exons: 2
Coding region: 1-1026 (341 amino acids)
Source: RefSeq, a predicted model, not a curated record